GCGCAGGCCGUGCCCGGUUCCAUAAGGCCGCGGGGCCGCGGGCCGGACCCAGCGCGCUCCGGGAGGGGCGAUGCGGGCCGGGAGCGCCAUGGCCGGGGCUCGGACCCGCUCCUGCCGCCUCCUCCUCCUSYUSYUSCUCCUSCUSCUCGUUCCGCCGCCGGCCGAGCCCGGGCAGCCCGCGGGUUUCCAGGACAUUUCCCUGCUCACUUCCUACGAAGUUGUAACUCCACAGARAUUGGGAAGAGAGCGGCGAGCGGCUUCCAACAGCUCCUCAGUAGAGGACAAGGUGUCAUAUGCCAUUGAGAUUGAGGGAAAGGAAUACACGGUUCAUCUAGAAAAGAACAAAGAACUGCUGCCCAAAGAUUUCACAGUUUAUACCUAUGACAAGGAGGGAAAGUUGCAGCUGAAAUAUCCGGAUGUCCAGGAUCACUGCCAUUUCCAGGGCUACGUGGAGGGGACCCUGCAUUCCCUGGUGGCUCUCAGCACCUGCUCAGGCCUCAGGGGUUUGGUGACAAUAGAUAAUGUCACCUAUGGGAUUGAGCCCAUGGAUUCCUCGUCUGCCUCUAAACACAUUUUAUAUCGACUGGAUAAUGUGAAGARAGAGCCCACAACGUGUGGAGUGAAUGCUGAAGGCCAGGAAGGAGAGCACACAGAGGAAAAUCUCCAUCCCAGUAUGAGCCAGCUGCUGCGGAGUAAAAGGGCCGUCCUGCACCAGACAAGAUACGUGGAGCUGUUCAUAGUUGUGGAUAAAGAGAAGUUUGAAGAUUUUGGGAAGAGUGAAACAGAAGUAAGAGAACACAUGGUGCAGCUGGCAAACUUCCUUGACAGUAUGUAUGUUAUGUUGAACAUCCGCAUCGUGCUGGUUGGUCUGGAGAUCUGGAAGCAUGAAAACAUCAUCAGCACRGAUGGAGGGGCUGGGGAUGUGCUGGCAAAUUUUGUACAGUGGCGAGAGAAGAACCUCGUGCUGCGGCGGAGACACGACAGUGCCCAGUUUGUCCUGAAGAAGGGUUUUGGUGGCACAGCUGGAAUGGCCUAYGUGGGAACAGUGUGCUCCAAGAGCCAUGCAGGAGGCAUCAACGUGUUUGGAAGGAUCAGUAUCCAGAUGUUUGCAUCCAUCAUGGCUCAUGAGCUUGGCCAUAACCUGGGGAUGAACCACGAUGAUGAACGUGUCUGUCACUGUGGGGCGAGCAGCUGCAUUAUGAGCUCUGGAGCAUCGGGAUCGAGGAACUUCAGCAGCUGCAGUGCAGAAGACUUUGAGAAGCUGACACUCAACAAAGGUGGGAGCUGCCUGCUCAACGUUCCCAAGCCUGAUGAGACCUACAGUGUCCCGUACUGUGGGAACAAGCUGGUGGAUGCUGGGGAAGAGUGUGACUGUGGCUCACCAAAGGAAUGUGAAAGUGAUCCGUGCUGUGAGCCAGGAACUUGCAGACUCCGMUCUGGUGCUGAGUGUGCCUAUGGUGACUGCUGCAAAAACUGCCAGCUCCUCCCUGGAGGCACCGAGUGUCGGGCGAGCACCAACGAGUGUGACCUCCCGGAGUUCUGCAAUGGCACCUCUCAGUUCUGCCAGCCYGACUUCACCGUGCAGAACGGGCACCCCUGCCACAACCAGGAGGCUUACUGCUACAACGGCGUGUGCCAGUACUAUGAUGCACAGUGCCAGGAUAUCUUUGGCUCCAAAGCCAGAGCAGCCCCUAACAUUUGCUUUGCUGAAGUGAAUUCCAAGGGGGACAGAUUUGGCAACUGUGGUUUCCAUGGCCAUGACUACAAGAARUGUUCCAGCUGGAAUGCCAUGUGUGGGAAGCUACAGUGUGAAAAUGUGAAAGCCAUGCCUGUGUUUGGAAUCAAGCCUGCUAUUAUCCAAACUCCCAUCAGAAACACCACCACGUACUGCUGGGGGGUGGAUUUCCAGCUGGGCUCUGAUGUCCCGGACCCAGGAAUGGUGAAUGAAGGCACCAAGUGUGGUAAUGGAAAGAUCUGCAGACACUUCCAGUGUGUGAGUGCCUCUGUCCUCAACUAUGAUUGUGACGUGGAGAGGCAGUGCCACGGGCAUGGGGUGUGCAACAACAACAGGAACUGCCACUGUGAAGCAGGCUGGGCCCCCCCUCACUGUGACACCAAAGGCUACGGAGGCAGCGUGGACAGUGGCCCUCCCUACAAUGGCAAAGACWCCUCGCUGCGCAACGGGCUGCUUGUGUUCUUUUUCCUGGUCCUCCCRCUCCUCAUAGCUGCUGCCCUGGCCUUUGCCAAGAGAGACAGGCUGAAGAGAUGCUUCAGGAGGUUGAGGUCCCGCUGCCAUUCGUCACUUCAGUCACCUCCUCCCCGGCCAGACUCUGAACCCAGGGAYUACCAGCAGAGAGGCUUCUCCCACGGCAUGCCUUAUGCUCCGAGAGCUGUACCCAUGGAUAUGCAUCCGAACACGUUUCCUGUGCCAGCUUACCCAGUUAACCCGCACCCUCAGCAGGCUUUCCAGCAGCCCUACUACCCCCCGCAGUACCCGCUGCAGCAGCCGCAGAGGGUGCCCAGCAGGUCAGUGAGUUACUGCAAAUGCUAUUGACCGUGGC
Messenger RNA from Malurus melanocephalus (red-backed fairy wren), 2561 nucleotides. RefSeq names its product ADAM metallopeptidase domain 9 (gene ADAM9). NCBI's taxonomy places the organism in Eukaryota, Metazoa, Chordata, Aves, Passeriformes, Maluridae. The record is from RefSeq and is a predicted model, not a curated record. The transcript has 22 exons. Gene Ontology annotation, cellular component: plasma membrane. Gene Ontology annotation, molecular function: metalloendopeptidase activity; integrin binding. Bases 71 to 2554 code for a protein of 827 amino acids. Gene Ontology annotation, biological process: membrane protein ectodomain proteolysis; cell-cell adhesion mediated by integrin; transforming growth factor beta receptor signaling pathway.